Messenger RNA from Peromyscus leucopus (white-footed mouse), 1437 nucleotides. It is a transcript of the gene Apln, whose product is annotated as apelin. Gene Ontology annotation, molecular function: apelin receptor binding; hormone activity. Gene Ontology annotation, biological process: signal transduction. The record is from RefSeq and is a predicted model, not a curated record. The coding region runs from base 401 to 634 and encodes 77 amino acids. NCBI's taxonomy places the organism in Eukaryota, Metazoa, Chordata, Mammalia, Rodentia, Cricetidae. The transcript is spliced from 3 exons.
GUGGGCUCACGGCCAAACCACAAGCUACAAAAUGCAGCCCCCGAAGUGAGCGGGGAAGCAUUCUCUCCAGCAGCCUGGACCAACGGGUAGUUGCGAGUAGCGGAGCAAGCACAGCCGGCCACUUGGAGAGUUUUUGCCGCUGUCCCAGAGCCACCUAGGCCAGCUUCGCGGCGCUACCCCGCGGAGGCAGAGGAGGCGGCUGCAGAGCAGAGGCGGCGAGCAGGCGCGGGGCCAGCAGCGAGCGGCACUGCUGGGGAGCGCACCCUCCCGCGGUCCGGGAGCCACGCGAACUCCGUGCCCGCACGCGCCAGCCCCGGCUCGCGCCUUUCUCAGCGUCCGGGGUGCCCGGCCUCUCCGCCCAGCUUCGGCUCUUCAGGGCCGCUGCAGACCGAGUUGCAGCAUGAAUCUGCGACUCUGCGUGCAGGCGCUGCUGCUGCUCUGGCUCUCCUUGACUGCUGUGUGUGGAGUGCCACUGAUGCUGCCUCCAGAUGGGAAAGGGCUAGAAGAAGGCAACGUGCGCUACCUGGUGCAGCCCAGAGCUUCGAGGACUGCACCAGGGCCCUGGCAGGGAGGCAGGAGGAAAUUCCGCAGACAGCGCCCCCGUCUCUCCCACAAGGGCCCCAUGCCUUUCUGAAUCAGGAUUGAAGGGUUCUGCAAGUGCUCGUCCGGUGCCAUUCUCUCUACUCCACAGAUUCGUUCUCUUCUCUGGAACUUUCACGUCUUGCACCUGUCCUAGCUGCCGAUGGUCCCGGCUCUUCUCACCCACCAAGUUCCUCUAGUGGCAUGGUCCCGCCCCUCAUUUGGACGACUCCGUUUCUCUCACAAGGAUCCAUUUGGCCCAUCUUCCUGGCCACUCCUUGGACUGCCGUUGGAGACCCUGCUUCUCCUCAGCCUGCUCCAUGUUCUAGUCCCUAUCCGUUGGCCUUAGCCUUCACCUGGCCCUUCCCUCUUCUCAUUAUCUUGGGAACUGGACAGGAACACUCCCUUCUUCAAGGGAUUCCUUCAUUCCUUCCAAACGCAUUCACACUUUCUUGUCAAUUAGACUUCUCACGUAAAACGGAGUACAGAGAUGUGCAACAAGAGACUUUGGUUGAGAGGGAUUGGGUGUUGGGAUCCAGAGAAGGCGCCUUGGGGACACUGAAAUGUGGGCAUGGUGAAGGGCUGAGGAGAAUAGCUGCCACGGCCUCUUUCUCAGCUCUCCCUGGCCCUGUCAGGGAAGAGGCAAAGGAGAGGGGCCCGUGAAGAAUUUUGUCACUGUGUCUUCUCCCGUCCUCAUUCUCUGCUCUGCAGCUAGUUCAGUCUCCAAGUCCCAAGGGGAGAGUGCUGAGCCUGACAUGGUUCUCUUCUCUCCUGGGAGUAAAAGCUAACUAAGCAGCAGAGCUGUUUUUUUGCCAAAAAAUAAAAAAUAAAAAUCACAGAAAGUCAGAGUCCAAAGGA